GUUUAAUUUCAGUCACUGGUCAUGAAUGAUUGAUUGAUGACCAAGACGGUUCAUUGCACUACACCAAAAUAUCAUUUUGAAAGGUCAAAAUUGAAGUCUCAAAUUAUUUCCACGCAUGCACACAAUGUGUGUGUGUAUAAUAACCAGAUCCAUUUUCAACCUCAACAUCUUAAUAAGAACAUGGCAAUCAAAUUCUGACCCUUGGUGCAGUGUGUGGUGGCAGUGGCUGUAUUCGUGGUGAUAGGGUUACUGGGUGGAAUAGUUGAAGGGGUUGUGUUAUGCAAUACAGACACAACGAAGCUGAGCUUGUGUUGUCCAGCAGUCACCGGCCAGCACCUGCCGUCGCCAACAGAGGCAUGUUGCGCGGUUGCCGGCAUGCUGAUCUGGCGUGCCUUUGCAAGUACAAGUCUGUGCUUCCUGCACUUGGGAUUGACCCCAACAAGACCAUCGCUUUGCCUGCAAAGUGUGGUGUCACCGCUCCUCCACAAUGCAAAGGGAAUUGAAGGUCUUUUAGAUCAUAUUUAUCAUAUGCAUCGUCUUAAACAGCCUGCCCUUAAAUAAAUAAAUACCAUUAAUUUGUAUUGUGACUUAGUUUAUUUGUUACAGGGUAAGAUGUCUGAUCUGAUGUAAUGUGAUUCUUAUGUUUGUAAAAUUAAUUUGCAUUGCCACUUGAUAUAUGUACUGCAAAAGGUCUUGAUAUGCAUAUUCUGUUCACCAAGAGAUAUAAUGAUAUCAAAACAAUUAUUUUUUC
Messenger RNA from Prosopis cineraria, 751 nucleotides. RefSeq names its product putative lipid-transfer protein DIR1. The transcript has 2 exons. Lineage: Eukaryota; Viridiplantae; Streptophyta; Magnoliopsida; Fabales; Fabaceae. The coding region runs from base 279 to 503 and encodes 74 amino acids. The record is from RefSeq and is a predicted model, not a curated record.